AUGGCGCAACUGAAGCCGCUCUCGGAGAAGCUGCAAGAAAUCAUGGAGACCUGCGAGCCUCUGGAGAUCGAAGGCGUGAUGAGAGCUUUGGGGGUGGAGCAACGUGAACAACUGCUGGAUGUCUUGACGCGACUCAAGGAGGACCCGGCCAGCGGCGCAGCGGGAAGCGCCGCCGCAAGCUCUUCUGGGCGGCCAUGGAAGUUGCGCGCUGGACAGGUCGGCACUGGAGACUUCUUUCGAGGGAUGGCCGAGCAGUUCCGGGGCGCCGAGCAGAAGCAGUUGCGGGAAUUUGAUCAGCGCCUUGAUAGGGAGCUGAGUCGCGUGCGCUUGGCCUAUGCCGAAGCCAUGCAGAAGGAGAAGGAGGCUUUUCAGCAACAGUUGUGGCAACUGUCGAAAGAGUUCAUUUCAAAGGAGGAUGUCGGCGAAGCAGAUAAUGAGGCUCGUGACCCUCCAGAGAUCCUGGGAGAGGAGCAGCUGCAAAGCUUUCGCGAAGCGGCCGAGCUCAAUGUUCAGGUGGCUCAGCUCCUCUCGCAGCAGCGGAGCUAUUUGGAUCAGCCCAAGGUGCAGUACUGCAAGGCGCGCGGAUCUGCUCGCGUCGCGUCUCGCCUCGAGGCAACGGCGCUGAUCUUGAAAGAGUUGUUGAAACGCACCGAGAACUUGCAAGAGUACUGCCAUGAACGUCUUGGCGCCUUGAGCUGUGAAUUUGCGCCGAAGAACAUGGCGGGUCUUGAAUUUCCCUUGUCCAACGUUCGGCCAGCGGUGGAGACUGUGAAGCAGGUGAAACAGCAGCUUCGGUUCCAACACGACUGCCAAAGUUGCGUCGUGAAGUUGUGCUUGACAAAGGAACAGGUCAUGGAAAUGCAAGACGAUUACCUUAUGAUGGAUUACGAUUUGAAUCAAGAAGUCUCGUUGGUCUUGGUUGACAGUUUGGUGGCGAACCCUUUGGUGCGGCUCUUGUUCGAGGACGCUGAGAACAAGCUCUACGAGUCCGUCAGCGGACUGUCAGGUUCCGUGGAUCAUCCGGAAGAUGUGCAGUUCGUCAACACCAUGGGAAGGACUGGCGUCAACAUCACAAACCGUGGCUGUUUGAUCCUACCCAAGACUGUGCAGCUAGGGGAGGAGUGGACCAUCUCGGUGUGGACCCUGGCGCCCAUUGAUGUGGCCGACCACACCUACCGAGACCUGGUAGAUGCGCCCAACUCCCAAGAGCUCAUUGCCGUGAUCCUGGCACGUGGACGCUUGGGGAACUACAACAGCAACUCCUUCAUCGAAGGCUUUAGCGCGCGCGACCUGUCGCCUGGUUGGCACCACAUUUGCGUGGUGGCUUCUGGGCGUUGCACCACGUACUACGUGGACGGCUGUUCCCUGGGCGUCAAGCGUGGCCGUGCCCGCGGCACCAUUGGCGUGGUCGGCAACUCGCGCACCUGUCAUGAAGCAUGGGGCUACAUGUCGGACUUCGCCAUCUUCGGUGUCUCCGCGGAUGCCCAACAGGUCAAAGGUCUCUACGAAGCGGGAGCUCCCUUGACCUUGCGUUCCGAGACGGAGGAGACAUGGCAGGCAGCCAUCGCCAGGCAAAACGCGGAGUUUUCGGACAGCCUCAGCGAAUUCGGCUCCGGCUCCGAUUACUCGGACUUUCAGUGA
Messenger RNA from Cladocopium goreaui, 1641 nucleotides. NCBI's taxonomy places the organism in Eukaryota, Dinophyceae, Suessiales, Symbiodiniaceae. The record is from the annotation of a GenBank genome assembly.